AUGCAGAGCAGCGGUCAAGAUGGAGGCAAGGCAGUGAAGCUGGUGAUGGAGGUUGUGGGGGGCCAUGCGGAUAUUGAGGGAAAGCGCAGCACUGAUAACCAAGUGCUGGAGUCCAAUCCACUGCUGGAGGCGUUUGGGAAUGCCAAGACAGUGCGCAAUGACAACUCCAGUCGCUUUGGCAAGUUCAUCGAGAUCCACUUUGACCAGCGCGGGCGUGUGUCAGGAGCAGCCAUCCGGUCGUACCUGCUGGAGCGAUCACGGGUGGUGCAUAUCGCGGACCCCGAGAGGAACUACCACUGCUUCUACCAGCUCUGCGACGGGGCCUCCCCCGAGGAGGCGGAGCUGUUGAAGCUGCCGCCCGGCCCCAACAGGGCACAGCACUUCCACUACCUCAACCAGAGCCGCUGCUUCGAGCUGCAGGGCAAGUCCAGCAACGCCGAGGAGUAUAGCAAGACCCGCAGCGCCAUGCGCGUCAUUGGCAUCUCGGAGGAGGAGCAGCUGUCCAUCCUGCGCGUGGUAGCAGCGGUGCUGCAUCUGGGCAAUGUGGAGUUCAGGGAGAAGGGCGACAAGUUGCGCAUCGCCAAGCAUGCAGACACCACCCUCGACACCGUCGCCUCCCUCCUCUCGUGCGACCGCAAGAAGCUGCAGGACUCGCUAUGCACAGUGAAGCGCAAGGUGGGGGGGGAGACCAUCAAGAGUGCACUUGAUGUCAAGGCUGCCACUGUCAGGCGUGACACGCUUGCCAAGACCCUCUACUCCAAGCUCUUUGACUGGAUUGUGCAGAAGGUGAAUCGGUCCAUCGGGCAGGACCCCAGGGCCAUGGCCAUCAUUGGCGUGCUUGAUAUCUACGGCUUCGAGCACUUCAAGAUCAACAGCUUUGAGCAGUUCUGCAUCAAUCUUGCCAACGAGAAACUGCAGCAGCAUUUCAACCAGCACGUGUUGAAGCUGGAGCAGGAGGAGUAUGAGAAGGAGCAGAUCAACUGGAGCUACAUCAACUUCCGUGACAACCAGGACGUGCUGGACCUCGUUGAAGGGGACAAGGGCAUUCUCAGCAUCCUUGACUCAGCCUGCCGCCUGGCGCAGUCAACAGCGGAGGGCUUCACGCUGUCGCUGUACGACGCCUUCCUGCGCCACGACCGCUUCUCCAAGUCCAAGGGCUCCGUCACCGACUUCACCCUCGAGCACUACGCCGGGCAGGUGAAGUACAGCACGUUGGAGUUCAUAAGCAAGAACAUGGACGCAGUGGUAUCAGAGCACGAGGUGCUGCUGCAGAAGUCUGCCGACCCAUUCGUCACCGCCCUCUUCCCACCCGCGCCGCCCGAUGACAAGGCGGGCAAGGCCACGAGCAAGUUCGCGUCGCUGGCUCGCUCCUUCAAGCAACAACUGGCGCAGCUGAUGGAGACACUCAACCGCACAGAACCGCACUACAUCCGGUGCAUCAAGCCGAACGCCAAGAGCCGGCCGGGCAUGUUUGAGCGCGCCAUGGUCACGGACCAGCUGCGGUCGGGGGGAGUGCUGGAGGCCAUCCGCAUGUGCUCCGCGGGCUACCCCACACGCCGCACCUUUGAGGACUUCGUUGACCGCUUCGCUCUGCUGCUGCCCUCGCUGCUCGAGCAGGACAUGUCGGACGUGGAGUAUGUGGAGGCGCUGCUCAAACACGCCAAGCUCGAGAACUACCAGAUCGGGCUGACCAAGGUGUUUCUGCGCGCGGGGCAGAUGGCGCUGCUGCAGAGCAUGCGCCUGGACGCCAUGAACGAAGCUGCCAGGAAGAUUCAGCGCGCCACUCGGCACUUCCUCUUCAAUCGCCAUCGCAGGCGCGCCGCCCUGCUCAUCCAGACACACUGGCGAGGCCACUGUGCGCGCGCGGCGUACCAGCAGUUGCGCAGGGACGUGGCAGCAACGACCAUCCAGGCGGCGGAGAGGGGGCGGCAGCAGCGCCUGCGCUUCCUGCAGCUGCGCCACGCCGCACUGGUGGUGCAGGCCGCUGUGCGCAUGCACCUCUGCCGCACCGCCUAUGCCAACACUCGCCGCCGCCUCGCCGCCACCCGCAUUCAGAGCACGUGGCGGGGCUACAUUCACAGGCGGCCGUGGCGGGCGCUCAAGCACAUGCUGGCGGGUAGAGUGGCGCGCCUCCGAAUGCACAACCUCAAGCUGCAUCCAUACCGACCAGUUCCCCCUUCCCCCACCUCCCCUUCCCCUUUUUCCUGCCCUCCCCGCUCCUCCCACUCCAACCACCCGCAGGAGGCGAGUCGGCAGGCGGAGUUGGCGCCGCCGCGCAAGAAGACGGACGUGGCCAUCGAGACCAUCCGCAUGAUGACACUGCGCGUGAUGCGGGUGAGAGGAGAGGGAAGCCGUGAGGGGAGAGGGAAGCCACAGGCCUUGCCUUUCACUCCUUGUCACCUACCUUCCUGCCCCUCGCCGCACCAAUUCCUUAUCUCUCCCGCAUUACCCAUAUUCACCCUCUUCCUCCCUUUGCUCCCACAUCCAUCUCUGCACUGCUCGCCCGCCCGCCUCAUCAAAAUCCCUCUCCCCCCUUCUCAGGAAAAGGCUGAAAAAAGCCGUGCACACUCAGAGCGCCAGCUGGCAGAGGUCCGUGCUGAGCUGGAGCGGACCAAGAAGGAGCUGGCAGGCAAGGUGCGUGAGGUGGCGCGGCUGGUGGGGCAGCUGGAGCAGGAGCAGCAGCGGGCAGAGCUGGCAGAGGAGCGAUUGGAGGAGAUGCUGAGGGAUCAGGACAGGGAGCGGGCGGAGGGGCGGGAGCGAGUGCUGCAUGUGGCAUCUGUGGCCUCACAUAAAGCAGCAGCAGGCGGAGGAGGAGCAGCAGCAGGGGCGCUGAGCAGCCUGCCUUCCUUGGGUGGGUCAGGCUUCUCCUCGUCCUCCUCCUCACCCUCCGCUGCUGCAGCUGCAGUGGCUGCUCUGGCAGGGGGAGCGCUGGGAGUGGUGGUGGACAAGCAUUUGGCGUCGCAGCAGAGCGGGGGGAGAGCGGGGGCACCAGGGGGCAAUCUGGGGGUGCCGGAGGGGUCGAGGAUCCUCGCCCGCAUGGCGUCGCGCAGACACCCCUCGCCGCACACACCUGCCAAUCACCCCACGUGGGAGGAAACCGCUGCUGCUGCUGCUGGCGGUGCUGCGGGUGGUGCUGCGAGUGCUGCUCUCACGAGCUCCCCGUCCUUCUCCUCCUCCUCCAGUCGCUCCUCGCCUGUCCCUCCCCUGCCUCCCUCCUCCAUAGCGUCCCCCCCUGGCAGCAGCGGGGGUGGCAUGGCGGCUGCAGCCGCGGCAGCGGUGGCAGCGAUGGAGAGAGCUGAAGGCGCAGCGGCAGCAGCGGCAGGUGGGGAGGGCAUGCACGACGGCGCCCACAGGGGCCAUGGCGGCGCGGCGGACGCCCAUCACCUGCCGUGCAUUCAGGAGUCGGCGUCACGCGAGGAGGGCGAGGAGAAGAAGGUGGUUGCAGUGAGCAGAACUAGCAGUGGCGGCAGCGGCAGCGGCACCACGGAGUUUGGUGGCAGCAGCGGGGGGUUGAGGCAAGUGCGGUUCCCCUCCAUGGGACCGGAGGAGAGCGAGGCAGAGGCCGGGUACACUCGUGCCAGCACGCUGCCCGUUGGGAAGAGCAUGCUGCGGCUGCAGUCCAUGGGGAAGGCCCUCAAACCUGCUGCUAACGCUGAUGCUGCUGGGGGCUCUGGCAGCGCGCCCGACGGUGCGGAUGCACGGUUGGCGAGGAUCCGACGGCUGCAGUCGUCCAACCCGCGGAUGGGUGGAGGAGCAGGGGGGGAGGGUGUUGGUGGGCCGGGCGUGCCGCGGCCGCUGGUGUCGGCCAAGUCGCUGACCCGCGACGAGGCCGUGCGCAUGCUGGCGAGUGCUCAGAGGGAUGUGGAGGAGAUGCACAAGCUGAAGGAGGAGAGGCGGCAGCUGCAGGUGCUGUACCGGGAGGCAGUGGCGGCAACAGAGGCGGCACUGGCAGCGGCAGCGGAGGAGCGCGGGCGGGUGGGCGAGCUGCAGCGGACAGUGGAGGGGAAGGACGAGGAGAUCCGCGAGCUCAUGGAGAAGAACCAGGAGCUGCAGCUCGCUCUCACCCUCAAGUCGCGGGAGGUGCGCACGCUCAGCCAGCGGUUGCUGGCAUCGCAGGCUGACAGCGACGUGGAGGAGCUGCCUGUGGACAAGCAGCAGGAGCUGCUGCUGUCGGAGGUGGCGAGCAGCCGCUUCCCGUUCGGCCCCGAGGGGCAGCCGGUGGCGGCGUGCAUGGUGUACCGUGCGCUGCUGCAGUGGGGCGCGCUGGAGGCGGAGCGGACCAACACGUUCGACCGCAUCGUGGAGGCCUUCCAGCGUGGCUCCACCGACCAGCUGCUGCCCUCGCAGGCCUACUGGCUCACCAACCACGUCGUGCUCUACUACCUCGUGCAGGUGGUGUACCAGCCGCCAGUGGAGCAGCCCGCCCAGGAGAGCUUCUCCUUCUCCUUCUUCGGCAUGGCCUCCCGCCCCGCCGCUCCUCCCAAGGCAGCGGUGGAGAGAGUGGAUGUGAUGCUGUUCAAGCAGCAGCUGGCCACGGGCACGGAGCGCCUCUUCGUCACCAUCAGGGACGCCGCCAAGGCCGAGCUCGCCAAGCACUUUGCCCUGCCCUCGCAGGAAUCUCAGGACGCGGCAGCGGAAGCAGAGGGCGACCAAGCAGCCGGUGACGCAGCGGCAGGGAAGGGCGGCAAGGCGGGCGGCGGAGGGGGGAGGCGGCUGGCGCGGGGGAGGGCGAGGGGAGGGGGGCGGUCGGGGGCAGCGAUGGUGCGGAAGCACGUGGUGAACUACUGGGCCAACGUGGUGGUCACUCUCAAGCAGGUGAACUACCGGGACAUUCGUGUGACGGCCACACUGGCAGCGAACCACGUGCCGGCGGUGGUGGUGGAUGCGCUGCUGCGGCAGCUGCUAUUCUUCGUAAAUGUCAAGAUCGUCAACGG
Messenger RNA from Closterium sp. NIES-65, 4934 nucleotides. NCBI's taxonomy places the organism in Eukaryota, Viridiplantae, Streptophyta, Zygnematophyceae, Desmidiales, Closteriaceae. The record is from the annotation of a GenBank genome assembly.